Diplodia corticola is the source of this 828-nucleotide messenger RNA. RefSeq lists its product as uncharacterized. The transcript has 2 exons. Lineage: Eukaryota; Fungi; Ascomycota; Dothideomycetes; Botryosphaeriales; Botryosphaeriaceae. The record is from RefSeq and is a predicted model, not a curated record. Bases 1 to 828 code for a protein of 275 amino acids.
AUGCUUCUCAUCCGCACUCUUCACCACCGCAGCGAUCCGCAUCGUGUCCCCAUGGCUACAGCCAGGCCUAUACUCUUCCUACUCCGACACUUUUGCGUCUCAAAAUCGCCAUGGCUCCCCCUCGCAGCGUCGUCCAUACUUCACAGCCUCGUGGCACCGAGCGUCGCCGCCACCGACAUCACGACAUACAGAGACGCCGAAUGCCAAAUAUCCCAAGACGACAUCAAAGGCCCAAACGGAUACCCAGACGGCGCCUGCACCUUGUUCAGCGAACGAACGACCAGCAACUUCUCGAGCUUCCAAGUCGUUGACCUCGAUCCAGAAUGCGGCGUCACCAUCUACGGCCCCAACUCUGACAGCCUGUCCUGCUCCUCCACCGCCAAGCAAAUCGCCGACAUCGCACACUGCUACAACACCUCCUGGCUCUACUACAGCAUCGACAACUGCACCCCACCCGACGAGAUCCCCUCCACCACCACCACCGCCGCCACCCCCAACCCCACCAACCAGUCCUCCUCAGCCAGCGCCAUCAUCGGCGGCUCAGUCGGCGGCGCCGUCGCCCUCCUCGCCUCCAUCCUCGGCGCCAUAUUCUUCUUCCGACGGCGGAAACGGACACGCGAACGCGAACGCCAGUCGCCGCCCCAGCAACGGCAUGAGGAGCCGCCGCCGCAGGAACUGCCCGGCGAGCAGAGGGCGGAGCUGCAGGCGGGCGGCGAUGAGCCCAAAUACGAGUUGCCGAGUAAGAGUAAGCCGUCGGAGUUGUUGGAUGAGCGAUCGGCGCCGGCGGAAAUGGAGGGGGAUGUGCGGUUUUUGCGGGGGGGUUCGUAG